Molecule: messenger RNA, 2835 nt
Organism: Neofelis nebulosa (Clouded leopard)
Lineage: Eukaryota; Metazoa; Chordata; Mammalia; Carnivora; Felidae
Gene: AMMECR1
Product: AMMECR nuclear protein 1
Exons: 7
Coding region: 254-1315 (353 amino acids)
Cellular component (GO): nucleus
Source: RefSeq, a predicted model, not a curated record
UGCGGCUCGGGGAAGGCGCGAGUCCCCGCGGGACAGGCGCGAGGUGCUGAGCGGCUAAAGCGCGAGGCGCGCGCCGGGCCAGGGGCGCGCGCCGAGCAGCCGCGUGGCCGGGCGGCCGGCCGGGAAGCGGCGCGCGCGCGCCCCACGAGCCCCUGGCGCGCCCCCGGCGGCCGGGGCCGCAGCGUGCUCGCCCCCGCCGCCAGCUCGCCUCACUUAUGGGUCGGAAGCGCUGCGUGGGGGAGACUGUUCCAAGAUGGCGGCGGGUUGCUGCGGGGUGAAGAAGCAGAAACUGUCCAGUUCGCCCCCCUCUGGCUCGGGUGGCGGUGGUGGCGCCUCCUCCUCCUCCCACUGCAGCGGAGAGAGCCAGUGCCGAGCUGGGGAGCUGGGACUAGGAGGCGCCGGCACGCGGCUCAACGGGCUGGGAGGUCUAGCCGGAGGAGGUAGCGGCAGUGGCUGUACCCUCUCUCCCCCCCAGGGCUGCGGCGGCGGCGGCGGGGGGAUUUCCCUGUCGCCACCUCCGAGCUGCGGAGUGGGGACCCUACUUUCUACCCCGGCCGCCGCCACCGCUUCCUCGCCCUCCUUGUCGUCCGCCGCCUCGUCCUCAUCGCCCGGCUCCCGGAAGAUGGUGGUGUCAGCGGAGAUGUGCUGCUUUUGCUUCGAUGUGCUCUACUGUCACCUGUACGGAUACCAGCAGCCCCGGACCCCCCGGUUCACCAACGAGCCCUACCCACUGUUUGUAACAUGGAAGAUCGGUCGAGACAAAAGAUUGCGUGGAUGCAUAGGUACUUUUUCUGCCAUGAAUUUGCAUUCAGGACUCAGGGAGUACACACUUACCAGCCCUAGAUCUAGAAGUCUUCCCCCAAAUUUCUACUGGUCUGGUUUUUAUUCUUCUCAAAAUGCCCUUAAAGAUAGCCGUUUUCCCCCAAUGACAAGGGAUGAGUUACCACGGCUGUUCUGCUCAGUGUCUCUGCUCACUAACUUUGAAGAUGUCUGUGAUUAUUUGGACUGGGAGGUGGGUGUACAUGGCAUUAGAAUAGAAUUCAUCAAUGAAAAAGGAUCAAAACGCACCGCCACCUACCUACCGGAGGUUGCAAAGGAGCAAGGAUGGGACCAUAUUCAGACCAUAGACUCCUUGCUGAGGAAAGGAGGCUACAAAGCUCCGAUUACUAAUGAAUUCAGGAAAACCAUAAAACUGACCAGGUACCGUAGUGAAAAGAUGACCCUGAGCUAUGCUGAAUACCUUGCUCACCGCCAGCAUCAUCAUUUCCAAAAUGGCAUUGGGCAUCCCCUUCCGCCAUACAACCAUUAUUCCUGACAAUGAGCCGCACAACCAGUCACUGGGCCUCUCUGCAGACCUCUUCCCAGGAGACCCUACCCCUUCUUGGUCUAGCUAUCUCUUUUACUGUACCAUUUUAUGAUGAUAGUUUCCGUUGCCAUGAUGAAGCUUGGACAUUGUCUGUUAAGAUCAUCAUGGUAACGGGUAGGAAAAUGGCAUUUGUUAAGAAGAUUCUGUUUUAUUAUUUUAGGUCAUUGAUUUUUUUUUUUUUUUUUGCAGCAUAUGUAACUUCUGGGGUUUUCUUUCCUCACAAUAUUGCGUAGGAUUUUGCUUUGCUCUCUCAAUCAGGUUUCUGUCUUUCUGUCCUUCUUGCCUUCCUCCCUGUCAUCUCUCCUUCCUCCCUUCUGUCUUCUCUUCCCUCCUUCUUUCAACUGUGGAUGGAAGAAAUUGUGCAGUUUUUAAGGAUUUUAUUUAGGUUUUUCUUUAGUUUUCUUCAGUGAGAUAGAUAAUUUUUGAUAGCUGAGUUUGGGAGCAAUUCAUAUCAAAUUCAGGUAUUUGUAUAUGACUCUGGAAUUUGCCUAAAAUUCAUUUUGCUAUGAGAGCUUAGUGUGUGGAUCUUCACUCCUUAGGUGUGUGUUUUUCCCAUGGUUGAAAUAUAUGAACUUUAGUUCUAGUAUAGAACAUUCGAAAGUCCAUGAUAGGGCUUGUCACAGAGCGUGAGAAACCAUUUAUGCCUAUUUUGAUGGUUAUCAUGGAAGAGAUGGCCUCAUCACUUUAUAAAAUCAACUUACAAACAAAACUACAACACUGUUUUAAGAAAGUGCAAGCUACCUUUCAAAUAUGCUACAGAAAUCAUUUUGAAGAGCAACAAAUAUCAGGAAGAGAGCAGAUACAGAAUUUAGUGCCUUUGAGAAGAAUUUACUUAAAUGGAAAGGAGAGAAGUUGGGGUGGGGAAGGCAAUUUAGAGAAAUAUUCUUCUAAAAUUUUAUUGUUUCUAUAUGUGAAACAGCAGAUGAGACAAAUUCCUUACUCUUAAGUAUUUUUUUAAGGUGAAAAAAAAUUUAUUUUGAGCAAUUAACCAAAAAGAGACAUUUGUCUAUGAUAUAUUAAUUUAAAUUCGUUAGCUUUAGGUUUCAAGAAGUCAUGAUUGGCCAGAGGCAAUUCUAGCUACUAUUUAAAGAAAAUAGUAAAGAGAAUCUAGUGAAACAAAAGUUCAUAUAUUGCCAUGAUUUCAGAUUAUGUUUGUCCUGGGGACAAUACUGGAGUCUUUCUGCACUACAUACUUCUGAUAGAAACACCUUGACUGUGUUGGUAAGAUGUUAUGUCACACCUAUAAAAAUGGCAUUUAGAGAUGAUACAGUCGUCAGAGCCCAGCCCGUUGGCCAGGCUGGUCUUCUUCCCCUGGUGCAUACAAAGAGAACUUCCUACCAUCAGUAGGAAGUCCGUGUGGACAUCCCCAGGAAAAAUGACAGAUGAUUCUGGAGAAAGAUUACCUUCACUUUACUAUAAUAACUGUGUGUGUGUGUGUGUGUGUGUGUGUGUGCGCGCGCGCGCGCAUG